Pteronotus mesoamericanus is the source of this 1649-nucleotide messenger RNA. It is a transcript of the gene DEGS1, whose product is annotated as delta 4-desaturase, sphingolipid 1. Gene Ontology annotation, molecular function: sphingolipid delta-4 desaturase activity. Lineage: Eukaryota; Metazoa; Chordata; Mammalia; Chiroptera; Mormoopidae. The transcript has 3 exons. The record is from RefSeq and is a predicted model, not a curated record. Gene Ontology annotation, cellular component: membrane. Bases 107 to 1078 code for a protein of 323 amino acids. Gene Ontology annotation, biological process: ceramide biosynthetic process.
AGCUCCGGCAGCCCAGACACUAGCUGGCUGCCGCUGUCGCUGUUGCCGCCUCUGCCUUUGGGGAACGGGGCCCGGAGCAGGUCCUUGGGCCGUCGCCGCCGCCGCCAUGGGGAACCGCGUUUCGCGGGAAGACUUCGAGUGGGUCUACACCGACGAGCCGCACGCCACUCGGCGGAAGGAGAUCCUGGCAAAGUAUCCAGAGAUAAAAUCCUUGAUGAAACCUGAUCACAACUUGAUAUGGAUUAUCGUUAUGAUGGUUGUCACACAGUUGGUUGCAUUUUACUUAGUAAAGGAUUUGGACUGGAAAUGGGUCCUAUUUUGGGCAUAUGCCUUUGGCAGCUGCAUUAACCAUUCAAUGACUCUGGCCAUUCACGAAGUUUCCCACAAUAGCGCCUUUGGCCACUACAGAGCCAUGUGGAACCGUUGGUUUGGAAUGUUUGCUAACCUUCCUAUUGGUGUUCCAUACUCCAUUUCCUUUAAGAGGUAUCACAUGGAUCAUCAUCGAUACCUUGGAGGUGAUGGCAUUGAUGUGGAUAUUCCAACUGAUUUUGAAGGCUGGUUCUUCUGUACCACUUUCAGAAAGUUCAUAUGGGUUAUUCUUCAGCCUCUCUUUUAUGCUUUUCGACCUCUGUUCAUCAACCCCAAACCAAUUACUUACCUGGAAAUUAUCAAUACGGUGGUCCAGCUCACAUUUGACGUGAUCGUUUACUACGUUUUGGGAAUUAAAUCUUUAGUCUACAUGUUGGCAGCUUCCUUACUUGGUCUAGGUUUGCAUCCGAUUUCUGGACAUUUUAUAGCUGAACAUUACAUGUUCUUAAAGGGACAUGAAACGUACUCGUAUUACGGGCCUCUGAAUUUGCUUACCUUCAAUGUGGGGUACCACAACGAGCAUCACGACUUCCCCAACAUUCCCGGGAAGAACCUCCCGCUGGUGAGGAAAAUCGCAGCUGAGUACUAUGACAACCUGCCCCACUACAAUUCCUGGAUAAAAGUCCUAUAUGACUUUGUGAUGGAUGAUACAAUCAGUCCCUAUUCGAGGAUGAAGAGGCAUCAGAAAGGCAAAGUGGAACUGGACUAAAAGUCGUCCUGGUCAAAGGAAAUCCUGAGACUCCGCAGUAGCCGUUAAGGUGGAACGUUGGCAUUUUCCAGCAAAGGCCCGUGGUGUUUGGAAGCUGUGCUUGUACGGUUUCAGAGUGCAAGCCCCCGUGGCAUCCAGAAGCUAACCCGGCCACCACCACCCCCCCAAACCCCCUGCCGGCCUGUCUAUGCGGUGUUCAGCCGUCCUCACGGGAACCGCGGCCAUUGUGCCAUCCCUGUUGAGGAGGGUGUCUGGCAGUCUGUGAGCAUACCAUUGAAAAAGCUUUUACAAAGCUACUUCUCAUAUAUUAUUUUCACUAUAAAGUUGUACUUUAUUAAAAUAGCUAAUAAUCUGAGCAGUUAAUCACAAUAAAUAGUAUUUAUCACAUUUUUGUACUUUACUGUCUUUCUAUUAAUAUGCUAAUCAGGGUGCUGGGUGAGCUUACUUUAAAAUUUCACGGGGUAGGGGAAGAAAAAAAUGCCUGGAAAUACCUUUCACUGCAAGCUGAAUUACUCAUUUUUAAUUUUUACUGUUGUACAUGGGACCUAAAGUAGACACUGCUGAAUCCUGC